AUGAAGGAAGUCCUUGUCGCGACCACCGCGCUGGAUGAGUAUCUGCUCAAGAAUGAUCUGGAGUUCACGAACGACGGACAGUUCGUGCGAUGGGGGAAGGACAACAAAAAACAUCCUCGCAACUGGAGCACAACCCGCAAGGUGUUCGAUAUCGGGUUGAUUUUUAUGCUGGAUCUGAUUGUAUUCCUCCUCGGACAGGUGGUCGGGGCUAUCGUCUUCCCUCCCUGCUCCGAGUCCUUUGGCCGCAAGAAGCUCUAUAUCAUCAGCAGCGCAGCGAGUGCUCUCUUCUGUCUGAUCAUCGGGGUCGUGCAUUCCCUCUCCGCCGUCAUCAUCUGCCGCAUCGCAGGCGGCUUCUUCAGCGCAAUCCCCUACACCGUCGGCAGCGGCAGCAAUGAAGAUAUGUUUGACAUCCGAGACCGCAUCUGGACCAUCUUCUUCUGGACCAUCGCAUCCAACAUCGGGUUGAUCUUCGGACCCAUCACCAGCAUCGCUAUCAUCGAAAAUCUCUCCUGGCGCUGGGUCUUCUACAUCUACACGAUCAUCCUCUGCGUACUAAGCACCCUCUUCCUCCUCAUCCGGGAAUCGCGUCCCUCCCUGCUGCUCGAAAACGAAGUAACCCGCAUCCGCCAAGAAACCGGGCACGACAGCCUCCAAGCCCUAAACCACGACCACACGCCGGACUUCCGGACCUUCGCCAAAGUCUCGCUCUUCCGGCCCCUGCAGCUCUUCUUCGGGGAACUGCUCAUCUUCACCAUCGCCAUGAUGAUUGCCUUUUCCUUCGCGCUGAUCUACAUCUUCACCGAGGCUCUGCAACCAAUCUACGAAUCCAUGGGCUUCACGCCCUCACACGCCUCCCUCCCAUUCCUGGCCAUCGGCGUGGGCGUCGUUUUCAGCACCCUCACCCGGAUCCUCGACUUCCGGAUCCUCGAUUCCAGACACGCUGCCUCUCAGCCUGUCAAGCCGGAAGAUAAACUUAUCGGUCUUGCGAUCGGGGCGCCGAUCUUCGCGGUGGGGCUGUGGUGGUUCGCGUGGACGAUCCCGCCCCGCGUCGAAGAUGUGUCGUGGAUGGUGCCGACCAUCUCGCUCGCUCUGGUCGGAUAUGCCUUGAAUGAGUUUGAUACGGUGCUGUAUGGGUAUCUGUCUGAUAGUUAUCUGAGUUAUGCGGCGAGUGGGACGGCAGCGGUGCAGUUGCUCAGGGCAGUCCUGUCGGGCUCGUUUCCGCUGUUCACGAGACAGAUGUUUGAUGGGUUGGGAGCCAAUGUCGCUGCGUCGGUGCUGGCCGCGCUGGCGACGGUUUUUUGUAUCGUGCCGGUGUUGUUUUUGCUCUAUGGGGAGAGGAUUCGUUCGCAGAGUCGGUUCGCGAAGUAUAGUCUGGAGGUGCAGGCGGAGAUGGGGGAGAAGGAUUGA
Aspergillus heteromorphus CBS 117.55 is the source of this 1407-nucleotide messenger RNA. Its product is annotated as MFS general substrate transporter. The record is from RefSeq and is a predicted model, not a curated record. The coding region runs from base 1 to 1407 and encodes 468 amino acids. The transcript is spliced from 3 exons. Gene Ontology annotation, molecular function: transmembrane transporter activity. NCBI's taxonomy places the organism in Eukaryota, Fungi, Ascomycota, Eurotiomycetes, Eurotiales, Aspergillaceae. Gene Ontology annotation, biological process: transmembrane transport.